Contarinia nasturtii (swede midge) is the source of this 1889-nucleotide messenger RNA. It is a transcript of the gene betaggt-I, whose product is annotated as geranylgeranyl transferase type-1 subunit beta. Gene Ontology annotation, molecular function: CAAX-protein geranylgeranyltransferase activity. The transcript has 5 exons. Gene Ontology annotation, biological process: protein geranylgeranylation. The record is from RefSeq and is a predicted model, not a curated record. Bases 555 to 1739 code for a protein of 394 amino acids. Lineage: Eukaryota; Metazoa; Arthropoda; Insecta; Diptera; Cecidomyiidae. Gene Ontology annotation, cellular component: CAAX-protein geranylgeranyltransferase complex.
GUGUGAAUAUUUGUUUUGAGCAGAAUCACUUUUUUUUUAUUCAUUCCGUUUGGAAAAACAACAAAACCACAAAGAAAGAAACGUUGGUUUUAUUUAUUUGUUUAUUUCUUUUUAUUUGUUUCGGUUUCAUCAUAUAAUGGUACCGUUACUAUAACUGAGCACAUAUAUAAAACCAGAAACAAUGUGCACAAGUAAGUUAGUUGUGAAUCAACCGAAUAUCGCAUCUUAUGUGUAAAACAAAAUCAAUUCAUUUUUGUACGCCAAAAAAAAUAUCCGUCGUAUGUGUGUGUGUUGUGUACGCGCAAAUUAAUGAGUGCAUCAUUGCUUAGUCUGUCCACACAUCAAUGCAUCAAUUUAAUUUUCAUUAAAUAACCGAUCGAAAACCAUUUCAAGGAGAUUUUCGAUUGAUUUGAUCGAGUUUGCAAGACGAAAGUCUCACGCUUAAGUGUAUGCAUAUAUUAAUCAUUCAUCCAUUGUGACGUAUUGUUGUAUUCGAAUUGAAACAAACAAACAAGCCGAAAAAAGAACGAAUAAUUCACUUCGUUUUUGUAUUUAUGUAUAAAUUAAUUGAAUGGAUUAGUGUGCUGACGAUGUCAACUGAAGUGUGUAAUGCGGAUAACAAUAGUAUGGCCAAUUACCAUGCAAACAUGAACAAUAUUCAUGCGAAUGUCAAUACGAAGCGGCACACAAAGUACUUUCAACGUUGUCUGGAUGUAUUGCCACCACGUCUGGCAUCGCAUGAUUCAACAAGAGUCACGUUGGCAUUUUUUGCGGUUUGCGGCUUAGAUGUGUUGAAUUCAUUGGAUGUGUUAUCAGAAAAUCGACGACGUGAGAUAUGUGAUUGGAUUUAUCGUUUUCAAAUUGUUUCGAAUGAUUCGCCAAAUUGUAGCGGUUUCCAAGGCUCAUCCUCAUUGAAUAUUAAACGCAGCAACGGAUGCGGAAGUGAAGUAUCAUACAAAUGGGGCCAUUUAGCAAUGACUUAUACAGGCAUAUCGAUGCUUGUCACUCUUGGUGACGAUUUGAGUCGACUCAAUCGAAAGGCAAUCAUCGAAGGAGUUGCGGCCGUUCAACGAGACGAUGGCAGUUUCAGCGCUUCAGUUGAGGGCAACGAACAUGAUAUGCGAUUUGUUUAUUGUGCUGCCGCCAUUUGCUAUAUGCUUGAUGAUUGGGGCACCGUAAACAAACAAUUAAUGGCAAAUUACAUUAAGAGUAGCAUUAGAUAUGAUUGCGGUGUUAGCCAACAUUACGAAAUGGAAAGCCAUGGUGGAACCACAUUUUGUGCCAUUGCUGCACUUCAUUUAAGCGGCCAAAUGGAUGUGUUGUCCGAAUCAACGAGAGAUAAACUCAUACGAUGGCUUGUUUUUAGACAGGAAACUGGCUUUAAUGGCAGACCGAACAAACCAAGCGACGCUUGUUAUUCCUUUUGGAUUGGUGCGACAUUGAAAAUACUGGGCGCAUUUCAAUUUACCAACUACAGCGGUAAUCGAGAAUAUUUGCUGGAAACACAAGACGUAAUAACUGGAGGAUUUUCCAAAUGGCCAGGUUCAUCGCCCGACCCAUUUCACACGUACUUCAGUUUGUGUGGUUUAAGCUUUAUCAACGAAGAAGGUCUACUACCCGUCAUGCCGAGCCUAAACAUAUCGCAGCGCGCUUACGAACAUCUCUGUGAAAUUCAACGCACAUGGAAACAACAGCAACAAACAAAUGAUGCAAUCGACACUCGAUUAGACAUCGAAUAAGAUAAAGCACAUAAAGCAUCUGUUGAACAGACAUUUCCAUUAUUUUCAAUUUUAAUUGUAUACAAUUUAUUUUAUUAUUGCAACACAUCUUCUUAUAAACAUUUAUGACUAUUUAUUUUCUGGUCAAAUAAAAAAAUGAAUGAAUUAUUA